This is a messenger RNA of Oncorhynchus mykiss (rainbow trout), 2522 nucleotides long. RefSeq lists its product as uncharacterized. Lineage: Eukaryota; Metazoa; Chordata; Actinopteri; Salmoniformes; Salmonidae. The record is from RefSeq and is a predicted model, not a curated record.
CCCCCUUUCCUAGCCUAUUGUUCCCUCUCUCUCAUACGCUGGCUGUUUCACUGAGAGAUCUCACUGCAUUCCGCACACCUGUUAGCUGUAACCAUCUGACCAAGCACCAGAAAAAGAACAGGAACGAGAGACGGGAUAUGGAUCUUUACGCAAUCAUCAGUGCUGUUUUGCUUCUGCAACUGCAAGGUUUUCAUGUGGCCUUGCUCCAGGCACCAACAGACUCUCCAGGACAAACGAUUGAUCAAAGUUGGCUUCGUCAAUUGGUCAAAUCCAAGCUAAACAAGACAACAUCACAAGCUCAGUCCAAUGACAUUGUUGAUAUGACAAUGGAGGGUACUGAGUCAACAGAUGACUCUGAAGGGGUUAUCGCAAAUGGCUCUGUGUCAUUUAGUGGGGAACAGGACAACGUCCAGGACACAAAUGAGACUUCAGGUGGUGUGACAAUUGGCACCACAAUGCCACCAGGGUUGCCAAAUGCUACAGCAGAGGAACCUCCAGAAACCACUGUUGCACCAGAACCCCCAGUGAGUGUUGCCUUAAACUCAAGCCAAGUUUCCAAUGCAACCGGAGAGGACAGUGGAUUCCAAAAUGCCACCACUACUGCAAUCACAGAAAACUCAAAUGGCUCUAAUUCCAUGUCCAAUUACACUGAAUUAAAUGAGACAACCACAGCUCCAGACACCAAUAGCACAGAGCAGAUUGGUCCAGAUCAUCCUGGUGCUGAGAACAGGGUAACCAACAGUACAGAGGACUUCCAUAAUGUAACGACUGCAGUACCAGAGCCAUCCAGUGAACCAUCCACAGCUUCCCCCUCCACAAAGCUUCCCUUGGACUCCCCUGGGACUACAACUGCCAAAAUCACCCCAGAAACUACAACAACCACAGGUCCCAGCACAAUAACAGCCAUGAUGAAAACUGGUGCCGCUUCAGGAAGCAACUCUGCGAGAGGCUUGGACUCAGAUGCAGUGCAGAACAGGAAGAGGAGUGAGGCAUGGGCUGCCAUCCUGGGCAUAGGAGUGGCAGUGUGCUUCGUGGCGAUGGUGGUCUACGUCAUCCUGAGAAGGAGAGACCGACGGGAUUUCACACACAGGAAGCUUGUUGAGGAAAUCCCCUCAGACCCAGUUCAACGACUGAACAACCCUGAGCCCGUGGACUUGAAAUAUGAUGGUUCCGCCUACUACAAUCGUGGACUCCAAAUGGACAAUAUCCCAAUGGACCACUUUCCACACGGACAUCAAAAUUGAGAAGGACUCCAAGACUAACCUUAAACACUUUAAAGGAGACUUUCAUAUACAAAAUACUUAUUGAGACCCGACAUACGCAUUAACGUGCAUAAGUCUCUAUAGCAGAAUGUCAAGUCAUGGAUUUACUGCACCCUAAUGCAUUGGUUAUGUGGGUUUAGAGCCAAAUUUGCGGUGUCAUUUUUUUGUACAUUUUUCCAAAUUCCAGGUAACUUUGAGAAUUUGGAAAUGUGUUAGGAAUCUAUUAUUAUUUUGGAACAUUUGAAUAAUAUUUUUAUAUGUUUUUAUUUCUAAAAUUACAUUGGUUUGGAAGGAAAGUUUUUAAAUUUGCUGGAAAUAUUUCCAUUCUUUGUUACGCCUAGGAUGCAUACUACCUUUACAUAACUUAGACUUCCACAUAAUUAUCGCAUUGAUCUCAAUGGGAGGAAACGUCAUGCAUGGAUCUCAAUUUAGGAGUCUAGACACUCCAGCACAGUCUAUUAUAGAAGUACUAAAAGCCAAAAAUGAAGUCUUAAUUGUCUGCUAUAUUUCCAAGAUGGUUCGACAAAGGUAAUUAAACAUUUCUUAGACAUGAAGACCUACACUCAAAUAAGGUUAUUUUUGUACCUUACUCUAAAUGACAAUUUAGCCAGAGGUCAUCUCAAUAUAAACAUAAAUGUUUGAUUUUUAUUUAACCUUUAUUUAACUAGGCAAGUCAGUUAAGAUAUAUACUUCAAGAAUCAUGUCCAUAAUUAUUGGCACCCUUGAUAAAGAUGAGCAAAAAAGACUGUAUAAAAUCAAAAUAUCAAAUUCUGAGCUAUAUUGCAUAAAUCAAUGGGGAAAUUAGAUUAUUUUAUACUAAUACAAUUGCUCAGAGAAAGAGAUUUUGUUUAAAAAGUAAUAAAAAUACAUCUAAAAAAGCUAGCAGGGCAGCAGGUAGCCUAGCGGUUUAGAGUGUUGGACCAAUAACUGAAAGGUCGUUGGUUUGAAUCUCCAUGCUGACUAGGUAAAAAAAGGUGUUGAUCUGCCCUUGGGCAAGGCCCUUAUAGCUCCUAUAAGUCACUCUGGAUAAAGUGUCUACUAAAUGACUAAAAUAUAGAUAGGGUUCAAAAUGAUUGGCACCCCUGUUUUCAAAACUCUAGCACCCUCCCGUAAUGAGUAUAAUGACACCCUUUUUCCCAGUGGUGUAAAGUACUUAAGUAAAAAAUACUUGAAGUACUACUUAAGUCAUUUUGGGGGGUAUCUGUACUUUACUAUUUAUAUUUUUUUAAUACUUUUACUUUUACUUCACUAUAUUCCUAA